This is a messenger RNA of Alosa sapidissima (American shad), 2372 nucleotides long. It is a transcript of the gene mto1, whose product is annotated as mitochondrial tRNA translation optimization 1. Gene Ontology annotation, molecular function: flavin adenine dinucleotide binding. Lineage: Eukaryota; Metazoa; Chordata; Actinopteri; Clupeiformes; Clupeidae. Gene Ontology annotation, biological process: tRNA methylation; tRNA wobble uridine modification. The transcript has 13 exons. The record is from RefSeq and is a predicted model, not a curated record. The coding region runs from base 205 to 2244 and encodes 679 amino acids. Gene Ontology annotation, cellular component: cytosol.
AUGUCGGAGCAAUGGCUGCUCCCUGUGCUCAUGUCCGUUUUGUAAGUUAAAUGGCUCUUAGUCUGAAAUGGGAGAACUCAUGCUAGCGUUAGAUCUGUAUUCAGCAUAAUUUACAUGAGCUAAGGCCACAAUUUCGGCUGAUUCAAACACUGGGAUAGUGAAAAGAGACUUGUAAGGUACACCGACUUUAAAUGCGUGUUGUCCAUGUUAGCACGGAGACUCAUUCGGCCCCAUAUUAUACCAUACCGCUAUUCACGAGCUUCCAGUGGCCUCACGCGACACCAAUACGAUGUCAUCGUGGUGGGAGGCGGCCACGCGGGCACGGAAGCGGCGGCCGCAGCAGCUCGAGUGGGGGCAGAAACUUUGCUCAUCACGCAGAAGAUUCAAACCAUCGGUGCACUGUCCUGCAACCCUUCCCUGGGCGGGGUAGGAAAGGGGCAGUUGGUGCGAGAGGUGGAUGCGUUGGACGGCCUGAUGGGUCGUGCAGGAGACUGGGCUGGGGUGCACUUCUCAAUCCUGAACCGCAGCAAAGGGCCUGCCGUGUGGGGGCCCCGGGCCCAGCUGGACCGCGGACGGUACCGGGAGUUCAUCCAGGCGGAGCUGUUGUCCACCCCCCGACUGACCGUAGUGGAGGGCUCUGUGGACGAGCUGCUGGUGUCUGAGCUGGACGCAAACAAGCCAGGCAAACAUAAAGUGACUGGAGUGCGCAUGGCGGGCGUGGAUGAGCCCGUCCAGUGCAGCUCCGUGGUACUGACCACUGGCACCUUCCUGUCCGGCUCGCUCUUCAUGGGCCAGACCACUUCCCCCGGGGGGAGGAUGGGGGACCCCCCGUCCUGCGCUGGUCUGUCCCACACGCUGAGGGAGGUGCUCGGGCUCACCGUUGGGCGCCUACGCACCGGCACACCCCCCCGGAUCGUCAAGGAGACGGUGGACCUGUCCCUCGCCACCGUCCAGCCUCCGGACGAGCAGCCUACGCCCUUCAGCUACGCCAACACACGCACCCACUGCCCGCCUGAGGAGCAGCUGGUCUGCUAUCUGACCCACACGACCCCGGGAGUGGAGAAGGUAGUGAGAGAGAGCCUCCACCUCAACUGUCACAUUCAGGAAGACACCAAAGGCCCCAGGUACUGCCCAUCCAUCGAGUCGCGUGUGCUGCGGUUUCCGGGGCGACGGCAUCAGGUGUGGCUAGAACCUGAGGGCUUGACCUCCGACCUCCUGUAUCCUCAAGGUCUCUCCAUGACGAUGCCCCCUGACGUCCAGCUUCGUCUCCUCCGAGAGAUACCUGCCCUCAGACAGGCAGAGAUGCGGACACCAGGUUAUGGGGUGCAGUAUGACUUUGUGUGUCCCACACAGCUCUUUCCCUCGCUGCAGGUGAAGAAGGCUCAGGGGCUCUUCCUCGCUGGCCAGAUCAAUGGGACCACUGGUUAUGAGGAGGCCGCAGCACAGGGCCUGUGGGCGGGUGUGAACGCUGGUCGGUCAGCCCUCUCUCUGCCGCCCCUGUCCCUCUCUCGCACAGAGAGCUACAUCGGGGUUUUGAUUGACGACCUGGUCAGUCGUGGCGUAACAGAACCGUACCGUAUGUUCACCAGCCGGGCCGAGUUCAGAACCUCCCUGAGGCCCGAUAACGCAGACCUCAGACUAACACCCAAAGGUUUUGAGGAGGCAGGCUGCGUAUCGGCCGAGAGGUACGCGGAGGCGCUACGGGUUCGCAAGGGGCUGGACGAGGGCCUUGCCGCGCUGCGGUCCGUCUGCAUGUCCUCCACCCGCUGGAGAGACACACUGGCCCUCACCUGCAUCAGCAAGACCAAGAGCGUGACCUUGAGUGCCGAGGAUAUAUUGCAGUAUGAAGAUAUUUCCUUUGAGAUGUUGGCAUCUGCCAUCCCUGAUGUCUUUUCUCCAUAUUUGGAGUUUGCACAAAGACUGAAGAUUGAAGUCCUCUACCACUCCCACUGUGAGAGACAGAAGAGAGAGAUGGAGAGAAUCCUGGAGGAAGAGAGUCUGCGGCUGCCUCAGGACAUUGACUACCUCUCCCUGCCGACCUCUCUCUCCCAGGAGGUUCGGGAGAUACUGGACAGGGUUCGACCGGACACAUUGGGGGCAGCGACUCGUUUGCCUGGAAUGACCCCAGCUGCCAUAGUUCAUCUACUGAACUACGUGACAAAAGUGCCACGCAGAGGCAGAACUGCAGCCAGAGGAUCAGUGGACUCAGUGGUGCGAAACAAACGCACAGAAAAUAAAAUAUAGGAAACGCAAAACCGAACGACAUAGCAGCGCUUCAGUGAUGUAAAAGUAAAAUAUGUAAUAAAUAAAAAUGUAAUAAAUAAAAAUGUAUUUCAAAUCAAUUUAUUUAAUAAAUAAACUUUUUUAACGUG